Messenger RNA from Trypanosoma brucei brucei TREU927, 375 nucleotides. RefSeq lists its product as hypothetical. The record is from RefSeq and is a predicted model, not a curated record. The coding region runs from base 1 to 375 and encodes 124 amino acids. The transcript has a single exon. NCBI's taxonomy places the organism in Eukaryota, Euglenozoa, Kinetoplastea, Trypanosomatida, Trypanosomatidae.
AUGAAUUUACGAUAUUCUUUUGCCAUAUCUUCUGAGCCAGCAGCGGCUUUGCCCGACGGAGCACAACAGCAGUCAUUUUCAAUCAGCCUUUGCGCAACCCCCCUCCUCGCAUAUCAUACUCACCGUCCACACAACAUAACUUCCAAUUUUACUGAAAAAGAAAUUACACGACAGAUCUUGCUUAACAUUUCCCCCAUAUGCUGUUUCGUGUUUUACUUGGUCCUUACCCUCUGCCGCAUCAUUUUCUUUCUGCAUUUAUGUCUGACGAAGCCUUUCUGCCAUGCAAAUGUUCAGUCAUGCUCCGCGCUUACAUUGCUCGUCGACCUUCGCCAUGUCGCCAUGUCGCCAUUGUAUGCUCCUCAGCCUCCUAUUUGA